Bubalus bubalis (water buffalo) is the source of this 5470-nucleotide messenger RNA. RefSeq names its product interleukin 17 receptor E (gene IL17RE). The coding region runs from base 2688 to 4736 and encodes 682 amino acids. The record is from RefSeq and is a predicted model, not a curated record. NCBI's taxonomy places the organism in Eukaryota, Metazoa, Chordata, Mammalia, Artiodactyla, Bovidae. The transcript is spliced from 18 exons. Gene Ontology annotation, molecular function: interleukin-17 receptor activity.
AGUCAUAGUUGAAACCCUGCAACUGAUGGGCAGGAGCUACCAUGCACCAUAAGGUUAACCUCCACCUAUAAAAUGGUCCAUUCUCAUUUAUGCAGCUUGGGUUAUGGGCUUGUCUUUUGACUGGAUAUUCAUGGUUAUCAUUCAGUGUUAACAGUGUGUUACGUGUGUAAUACUGUUUUAUGGUUUCCAAAUGAAUUUUAAAGUAUCCUACAUAUAGGGAAUUUGCAAUCUCCAUGAAGCAUAACAUCCUUGUGAAACAUCCAGUGAACACAGUAUGUAAUGGUGUGGAGCAGAUAAGUGUAAAAGGGAUGUGGUAAAGAGAUCUGUGAACUAAACCUCCUAAAGUCUGACACAUUGUAAAUGUUUAUUGCUUGAAGGAUGAGUGUCCCUUUGCUCUUACCUGCUUGACUUUGUCAUGUCUGGAUGACGCCCAGAUUCUAACUGUGGAUCCCUGCCCUCCAGAGUCAUUCUGUUCUAUAAACAUUCUAUGUACUCAAUCUCUAUUAGGUACUGGCAGUACUUCUGUGUACCUAAGUUUUAGAUGUCCUGAUUAUCUUGACAAACUGUGUGUCCUGAACUUAACUCUUUGCCUUCCACCUCAUAUCCAUUUCUCUUUCUGCCUCCCUGUGUGCUGAUGAGUAUACCAAGAGCACAGCUCCGAAUCAUCAAGUCCCUUACUAUGUGCCCUUGUUUUCUUUUUUUUUUUUUUCCUUGUUUUCUGAACAACCAAAAUUCCUUAAUCCCUUUCAGACAUGUCCAAAGUGUGGUCCCAGUGCAUCACUCCUGGUUUAUCUCCUGAUACCCUCACACACUGUCUGUCUCAGUCAGGAGAACCUCUCAUGAAUCCCCGUAUCAGUUCCAUGUUUUCCCAAUUUCCUUCAAAAUUUUCCUUUCAAAAAACAAAAGUUUUCCUUUUCUACUCUUUACUAGUUACUUCUCUUUCGAGACCUAGUUUAUAUGGUAAUUCUGGAGCCUUCUGGUUACUUCAGUUCAAGGAGUAAGGGUUCUUUCUUUGAAUUCACAUGUCACUUUAAUUUUAUCUUUUCUAUUGACAGAACUACUAACAUUUUUUCUCACCCCUAGUAGCUAAUGUAUAGUGUGCUUUCUGAAUUUAUUGAGUGAAAUAAUUUGUCCUACUGUAGACUAAAGUCGUAACAAAGAACUAGACUGAUGCAUGGGUAGGAUUUGGAGAGCAGAGAGGUGCAAACGUAAAUGAGUGGGUAAUGGAGUUAUGUGCACAGGCAAUGACUGCUAAUUUUCAAAGAACCGGGAUAUAAAUAAUUUAUUUUUUAAAAGUAUAAAAUUGAUUUGAUUAUUAGAAUGGUACUUUACAGUCUUGGAACACUUCUCAAGACUCAUGAAAAUUAGUGUCAACAACCAAAAAAAAAAAAAACACCAUUUGGUUAAUUUUAGUUUUCUGCUUGUUGGGUUGUUGGGAUUCUAACUUUUCGGGCUUCUCCAAUCACUUUUUCCCCCUUGCCUCAUGGUUGUAGUACUCCCUGAAGUAAACAAGAUUCCCUUUGAAAAGGAUCUUGAUUUAGUGGGAAGAGGACUGUAUUUGGAUCAAAAGGCAGAAGGUUCACAUACCAAGAUCAGCCCUGCCUAAUUCACAAGAAUGUUUUAAAGAUCAAAUAAAGUCUUGUGAAAGUGCUUAAAGAACUCUCUGUAACACUAUAUAAAUAUGAGGAAUGGUUAUUAAUCCCUGAUCUUACAGAGCUAGAGGAUGUAGGCAUUGGAAGUACCCUUAGUGAGUAUCUAGUCUGUGGGAAAGGCACUGUGGUAUAGUGGAGAAACAGUUUCUGAUAGUACACUGACUCAAAUCUAGCCAGACAUUUUGCUUCCUUUUGCCUUGAUUUGAGCCUCGUUUGUUUGAUCUAAUAUAUGGGGGAUCAUAGUAUGUACCACACACGGUGGUUGUGUGGGUUCAGUAAUGUAUGUAAAUUGGCGCUCAUGCUUAGUCGCUGAGUCGUGUCCGACUCUGACCCCAUGGACUGUAGCCUGUCAGGCUCCUUCUGUCCAUGGGAUUCUCCAGGCAACAGUACUGGAGUAGGUUGCCCUGUCCCCCUCCAGGGGCUUAUCCUGACCCAAGGAUCGAACUUAGGUCUCUUGUGUCUCCUGCAUCACAGGCGGAUUCUUCACUGCCGAGUCAUUGGGAAAACUGUGUAAGCCAUAGUAUGUGCUUAGCUUAAUAAAAUAUCAAAAUCCCUUCCAGUGAUGAGCAGUGUUGGUGCUUCCCUCUCAUGAUGGAAGUCCCAGCCACUUCUCUUAAGCAUAAUUUCUUGCCUCCAUAUUCUGGAGUUUGAUUCCUUCUGGAAGAGCAGGAGUAAGAAAGGGACACUUGUGUACUCUUGGUUUUUGUUGGUCUAAUUUGUUGGGCCUUCUUGCACAGGGUGCCCUGAUAGUAGGCACAGUUGCCUCAACAGAUCUUGGGAAUCUGCCAUCACAGGAAAAGCCUAGAGACCCUGCUGCAGUUGUCUGACCAGAGUCCACACAUGGAUAAAGCUUUGUCAGGAAAAACGGCUGUCCAAGGCCCCCAUAGUGUACUCUACCUGAGCACGUGUCAAGGCCUGCCAUGACCUCCUGAGCACCUGGCUUGGUCCCCAAGUAAAGGUUAUUGGAGCAUGAAGUCUGGAUCAGCUCAUUCAGACACAAACCACAGGUGAGAGCUGAAGCAGCUCAAAUGCUCCAUGAGCAGGAGGAAGCCGUGGGACGACGGGGAGGGACCCCACAGAGAACAGAGCCUUGUCAGCAUCGGAAACCACAGGAAACCAGCUGAUCACUGGCCUGUCUGCCUCUGCUGGGAUUGGCUGCCCCUUACUUCUCCGCUGGAGCACCCGCUGUCUACUGGCCUCCCGCAUGGUAAGGAUGGCAGUUUCACUGGAAGGUCUGCCCAGAUUCCUCACCAUACCCAGCCGGCCCCCCACCUCUCCCCAAAGCCUUGGUGUGCUUGCUGCUGCCACUGUCCCCACUGCUGGUGUCUGCAUCUGGUGUCGGGUCCCUCGGGGCUUCAGUGGGGUUGGCUCCACCUCCUAGUGCAGAAAUCCGAAAAGUCUUACAAGUUCUGGCUCUGUAGGAGACACAGGAUGCCAGCGUCUGCUCAGAGGAAGUUGCUGAGUAGCUGCUGCCUGUCUGAGAAGGGCCAUCACAACUCCAGCCUCUCCCCAGAUAGCUCCCACAAGGGGCUACGCUCCAAAAGAACCCAGCCGGUGGAUCCAGAGGCAGGGGAAGGUCUCUCCAGAUCCGGCUCACAAAAGCUUGGAGGACCUGAGUUCUCCUUUGACUUGCUGCCUGAGACAAGGGCUAUUCAAGUGACCAUUCCUCCAGGCCCAGAGGUCAGUGUGCGUCUUUGUCACCAGUGGGCACUGGAGUGUGAGGACCUGAGCCAUCCCUUUGAUGCCCAGAAAAUUGUGCCUGGGAGCCACACUGUAGAUCUGCCUUAUGAAUUCCUUCUGCCCUGUCUGUGUAUCGAGGCAUCCUACCUGCAAGAGGACACCGUGAGGCGCAAAAAAUGUCCCUUCCAGGGCCAGCCUGAAGCCUAUGGCUCAGACUUCUGGGAGUCAAUGAACUUCACUGACCACAGCCAGCACAUUAAGAUGGUCAUGGCCGUGACACUCCGCUGCCCACUGAAGCUGGAGGCCUCCCUGUGCCAGAGGCGGGGCUGGCCCACCCUCUGCGAAGACCUCCCCAAUGCCAUGGCUCAAGAGUCAGAGGGGUGGUACGUCGUAGAGAAAGUGGACUUGCAUCCCCAGCUCUGCUUCAAGUUCUCUUUUGGAAACAGCAGCCACGUUGAAUGCCCCCAUCGGACAUUCGCUCCAUCCUGGAAUGUGAGCAUGGAUACCCAGGCCCAGCAGGUGGUCCUUCACUUCUCUUCAAGGACACAUGUCACCUUCAGUGCUGCCUGGAACCACCCAGGCUUGGGGCAGGACAGCGUGGUGCCCCCCGUGUACAGCGUCAGCCAGACUCAGGGCUCAACCCCAGUGACCCUAGACCUCAUCGUUCCCUUCCUGAGGCCAGGAGGCUGUGUCCUGGUGUGGAGGUCAGAUGUCCAGUUUGCCUGGAAGCGCCUCUUGUGUCCAGAUGUCUCUCACAGACGCCUGGGGCUCUUGAUCCUGGCACUGCUGGCCUUCACCACUCUACUGGGAGUUGUUUUGGUUCUCACGUGCCGGCGUCCACUGUCAGGCCCUGAACGAGCGCCGCCGGUGCUGCUGCUGCACGUGGCGGAGUCUGAGGCGCAGCGGCGCCUGGUGGGAGCACUUGCUGAACUGUUGCGAGCCGCGCUGGGCGGCGGGCGCGACGUGAUCGUGGACCUUUGGGAGGGCACACGGGUGGCACGCGUGGGCCCCCUGCCGUGGCUCUGGGCGGCUCGGGCACGUGUGGCGCGGGAGCGGGGCACCGUGGUUCUUCUGUGGAGCAGCGCCGGCCCCAGCCCCACGGGCGGCCCGGAUCCUCGCGCUGCGCCCCUGCGCGCCCUGCUUCGCACCGCCCCGCGCCCGCUGCUGCUGCUGGUUUACUUUAGUCGUCUCUGCGCCAAGGGCGACAUUCCCCCGCCCCUGCGCGCCCUGCCCCGCUACCGCCUGCUGCACGACUUGCCGCGCCUGCUGCGCGCCCUGGACGCUCGGGCUUCUACUGAAGCCACCACCCGGGGCCGCUUCGUCGCCCAGCCGCGCCUGCGGGGUCGCGUGGAGCUGUGCCGCAGGCUGGAACUGGAGGCCGCCAAACUUGCCGACCAAGGCUGAACAGAGCUCAGCGCAGUCAGGAUGUCUGUGACUGCAGGCCUAGGGGCACUGGCUGGAACCCCCUCACUCAGCGUCCCCGCCCACUCCCCACGUUUCCCCAGUGUCCAACCUCUUCCUCCUGCUCAUGCUUCCUCAGAACCCUCAGGGAGAGUCUCUUUUUACAGAGAACGCCCUUGACCUCAGUCCUGUGGUGGGUGGGGAUCAUCACACUUCCUCUCUCCACAAGUUCCAGAGAAUAGUGCACGUAGGCUCCAGUCCACACCAGAGAGCUUAGGGCUUGGGGAGGCAUGAGAGAUGUUAGUUCUGACUGGGAGGCGCCUCCAGACGAGUGCGGGCGGAGUGGGGGGGGUGGGGUGCGGUGGAGAGGGCAGAACACCCCUUUGGGGCUAAGGAUCCGCCUUUUUCAGAAGGGGGCCCUGCCCACAGUUGGAGGGAGGGAGGGCUCUGGACCCAGGGAAAGAGAUGAAUAAAAGAAAACAUGAUGGGUAAGCUAAGAAACACAAGGUGCCUCUUCAGUGUGCCCAGGGUGCUGAGCUGGGGGAAGGGUCAGCAUUACCCUACCCAGGGGUGGUUAUACAUCAUUCUGUGGGCCCAGAUCCUCUGUGUCCACAUUCACAUCCACGUCUGUCACGUUCUCACAAGCAGUGCCUCUGAAAAGGCAAAGAGGAAUCUGGAGAUCUUGAUCCUCACUGUGAUUCUUCAGAGAGAAUAAAGGAAAACAGGUGAUGUGGGUC